CUGCAGCGUGGCUCUGUGUCUAAAUGAAAGAACCUCUCUCUCUCUCUUUCUCCUGCUGUCUGUAUGAAUGGCUUAUGUCCACUGCAGCACAUGGGCACGUCCAGAGCAAACACAGCGAGAAGUGACUUCAGGCUGGAAGUAAAUAUUUUGCAGAAACGUCGGCUGAAGGACUUUGGGACUUCCACCAACCUCCUGGACGACACCGUAGAUCUCCUGAUCUAAAGAAUUUACUGGCUCUGGAUCAGCUUGACCUUAUUUUAUCUUAUUUGCACACAUCCCUGGGUCAGCUUGCCACAUGAGUGCGAUGUGUGGGUUGGUAAUUUAACCAAUCCUGAGCUCUUUGUAGGUCUCUGGCCAACUUGCGGGCAGGUGUGAUGCUGGGUCAGUGUGUUUGAUACACACAUUCACGUACACAUGGUUGCCUGAGGGCAGGACAUCAAAUGAAAACAUCAAAUAUGUUGCAGAAAAUCUGACUUUCAGUCUCAUAUCUGCAUAUCAUAGAUGCUGGUGGAGAUGUAACAUGCACACUGGCUUCCCUUUUCACACAUAUUAAACUCAAAUAGCACACACAAGCUGCUUUAAGUCACUGCAUUUUUAGGUUUAAGAGACAAACUAUCCUAAACUGAGAGACAUCACCUGUAAAACAUGAGCCUAAAGACCUGCAAUCAGUGCAUCUUCUCCCGUCACCACCUUCUCUCCUUCCUACUGCUGCUCCUCCAAGCCUGGCGGGGGAGCUGUCACCCCCAGUGUUUGGAUUACAAGCCUCCGUUUCAGCCCCAUCAGCCACUGCUCUUCUGCAAAGAGUACUCCAAGUUUGGAUGCUGCGAUGUGGUAAAGGAUGAGGAGAUAUCGCGUAGGUUUUACAACAUUAUGGACAACUUUGACCAUUCAGGAUACGUAACCUGUGGCAGAUACAUACGCAGCAUCCUUUGUCAGGAGUGUUCUCCGUACGCUGCCCACCUCUAUGACACUGAGGAUGCCAACACGCCUAUGAGGAUAGUGCCUGGACUGUGCGGGGAUUAUUGCUACGACUACUGGCAUCAGUGUCGGUACACACUCGGCCUCCUCCUGGAGGACUCCGGAAGCCUGCAGCAGUUUGCAAACUUGACUGCCAUGAUAGAAGAAGAUCGCAAAAAGUUCUGUGACUUUCUGGAGCUGAAGGACAAACAGUAUUGCUAUCCUAAUGUCUUGACGAAUGCAGAACUAAACGCUAACCUCGGUUUGGUACGUGAGGAUCCCAAAGGCUGUCUGGAGUUGUGCUUGCAGGAAGUUGCCAACGGCCUCCGUAACCCUGUGGCCAUGAUCCACGCAGAUGAUGGAACUCAUCGCUUCUUUGUUGCCGAGCAGCUGGGUUACGUGUGGGUGUAUCUGGCAAACGGCUCCAGGAUCGACCGUCCUUUCCUCAACCUCACUCAGGCUGUUCUCACAUCGCCGUGGGCUGGAGACGAGAGAGGAUUCCUCUGCAUAGCCCUGCACCCGAGAUUCACCACAGUCAGAAAAGCCUACGUGUACUACUCCGUGUCCGUCAAGAAGCAGGAGAGGAUACGAAUCAGCGAGUUCACACUGUCAAUGCACGAUGACAACCAACUAGACCAUUCUUCUGAGAGAACCAUCUUGGAGGUGGUAGAACCGGCAUCGAAUCAUAAUGGAGGACAGCUUCUUUUUGGUCACGAUGGAUAUCUGUACAUCUUCAUUGGUGAUGGUGGGCGAGCUGGAGACCCAUUUGGGAAGUUCGGCAACUCGCAGAACAAGUCAGUGCUUCUUGGCAAAGUGCUGCGUAUUGAUGUCGACAACAACGAUGACGGUGCUCCGUACAGCAUUCCCUCAGAUAACCCUUUCCUGGGGGAGAAGCAGACAAGACCUGAGAUUUAUGCCUAUGGAGUUCGCAACAUGUGGCGUUGUUCCAUUGACCGUGGUGAUCCUGCUACAGGCGCAGGCAGAGGCAGGAUGUUUUGUGGUGACGUGGGCCAGAACAAGUAUGAAGAGGUGGACCUCAUUGUAAAAGGAGGCAACUAUGGAUGGAGAGCCAAAGAAGGCUUCAGCUGCUACGAUCGAAAACUCUGUCAGAACUCAUCUCUUGAUGACAUCUUACCCAUAUUUGCGUACCCUCACAAGUUGGGCAAGUCAGUGACAGGAGGAUACAUCUACAGAGGAUGUCAGAUGCCAAACCUCAACGGACUGUACAUCUUUGGGGAUUUCAUGAGCGGGCGUCUGAUGUCUCUCAAGGAAAACACCACCACAGGUGAAUGGCAGUACAAUGAGAUCUGCAUGGGAAGAGGUCAGACCUGCAAAUUCCCCAAACUCAUCGACAGUCACUAUAAAUACAUCAUCUCCUUUGCAGAGGAUGAAGCAGGUGAACUAUAUUUCUUAGCCACAGGAGCCCCGAGUGCCACAGCAAGAGCAGGAGUUAUCUAUAAAAUAGUGGAUCCAUCCAGACGAGCAGCACCUGGAAAAUGCAGCAUCAAGCCUUCACCUGUUAAGAUAAAGGGAAAACUGGUUCAUUUCCACCCCAAAGAAGAGUUGGUAAUCAACAGGAAACCGACCACCACAGCUGUUCCCACGACGACCACACCAAAAACCACAACAACAGCUAAAAAACUACCAAGAAAACCCAUAAUAAUAAUAAAACCACCAAUGCCAACAAGAAAAACAAUAAGAAAACUGCCACAACCAACAACAAUGACAACAACAACAACAACAACAACAACAGCGACAACGAGAAAAACAACAUUACAGACAACAAGAAAACCAACGACAAAGGCAACAUUACCAGCAACAACACCGACUAUUAAAGCAACAAUUAGAACAACCGCAGCCACAACAAUAAAACCAACAACCGCACCAACAACCAUCCAGAUGGCCAUGGUGACCACUCCCGCCACAAGCACAUCCACUGGUUAUCGCGCAACCAUCAUGACUGCAGCCUCCUCUAGGAUUGCUCAAACCCCAGUCAUCACAACAGCUUCACCAAGACGACCUGAGAGACCCCUUCAGUACCCCCCCAGUGCCACCUCCCAACCUUUAAGCCCAACGCAACGUCCUUCUCCUCCCUCCACAACAUCGCCGAAAAGGCCCCAGGUGUCUUUGAACUCGACACCUUAUCCCAAACAUCUUGGAGCGAUGACCACAACGUGGGCACCGUAUUUGAACCAGAAGCCCCAGAGGACACCAAUCAGCACAACACCGCCUAAAACACGGGAAGAGAAGCUGUGGCUUGGGGAGAAGCUGGAAAGUGCCGGAGAGGGCAACCAAGUAUACAAGAAGCCCAGAAUGAAAGGUAGAGGUAGAGGCUACAAGAGGGGAAGAGACGGGAGAAGGCUGCGGGGCGGCACAGUGCGACUAGUGAGCGCUGAUGGUUUAUCAGAUCGAGGCAGAGUGGAGAUCUUCCUGCGAGGGGAGUGGGGAACGGUGUGCGAUGACCUUUUCAGUGCCAAGGCGGGUUCUGUAGUGUGCCGACAGCUCGGCUUUACAAAGGCGCUGGCAGUGAUGAAGAGGGCGGCGUUGGGUGAGGCGGACGGCAGCGUCAGGAUCCUGCUGGAUGAUGUGGAGUGUGAAGGUGGGGAGAGAUCACUGCUGGAGUGCAAGAGGUCCAGGGUUGGGAAACACAAUUGCUCACAUGGGGAAGACGUAGGUGUGAUCUGUGGUUAGCAGAGCGGGAUUACGUACAGGAACUGAGCAGAAAAGAAGGGAGUAUUUGUUGAAGGUACUAAAGGUGCACAUUUUUAAGGAUGAUUGUUAACGUUGUCCACAUUUCCAAUGUUUGUAUUUUCUCAUUUUUGCAUGUUUUACAUAUUAAUGUUUUCGGUUCCAAUUCACUGCUUAAUGCUCAGUUGUCCGCACAUUCACUUAGAAUACUUUGUUCCACUUUUUGGGAAGAGAUGUGAAGUAAGAGCAUGUUCCUUCAUUAAGCCUUUUAUGGACAGUUUCUCCUAAACUCACUCAGUCCGCUAUUGUGUUAAAAUCAACCGCCCACAUAUAGCGAACCACAACAAUUUACAAAAUAGACAAAUACAGUUACUUCUUACCCAACAAGGGAAUCCAAUGAAUUUUUCCAAUGGCAAUAUUUUCUUUGUAAGAAAGAGCCUUUCAUGUCACCUUUAGACACCUUUAGUUGUACAGCACAUUCAGGUUUAACAGAAGUUGAUCCAAAGCGAUUUUCACUUGUGACAAAGGAUUAUUACUACAAAUUUACCCAACUAAAAGAAGUAAAUGAUAUGACCGGUCAUCUCAGGGCAUAUUAAAUGUUUAGGUCACCACCUUAUAGUAGAGUAUAAAGAGAAACCCAACGAUUCCCAGUAAGCUGCACUUGGCAACCACAAAGUAAAAUCUUCCUUUAAAUGGGAAAAACUUUAAGCAGAAUCAGACUCGUCUGCCUCGACUGGUUUAAGUGAGGGGACGACAUUAUCUAAGGUAAAGAUUGGAACAGAAUCAAAUGAUUUCAAAUGGAUUGCAGAUAUUGUAUUUGCUGAGCUGCUCACAGAAUCAAAAUAAACCUGCACAGAGAUGUGACAUGAUUUACCAAACAAACUUUACCAGGUAACUUUUGCAAUACUAAUUUAGUUUCUUGAAGACACAAGUGUUGCUAUGGCUAAAGAAUCAACACUUCAUAAAAGUGUGCAGAUGUUUAUAGUUUCACGACUUCACUUUAUAGAAAUGUAAGCAUUAACUUACACAAAACUAGUCAAAGUGGACUGAGUGAGUUUUGGAGAAACCUUCAUGACAUUGUAGUGAACUACAUAGGGUCUUGUUAUAAUAAUCAAAUGUGAGAAGACAUGUAUUUUUGUAUUGUAUAUUUCCAGCAGAUUUAUUUUCUGAAAAUCAUUUGCAUCUUCAUAUCUUUUGAAUGUAGUUUUGAGAGCUUUAAGAAAUGCUGGACAUUCUGUACAAUGAAUGUAAUGCCAAGAUCCCAGUUUCAAAUAAAGAGAUUUGAGGGCACAGGGUGCCUGUGAUAUGAAUAAAGUUUAUUGCAAAAGGA
Messenger RNA from Stegastes partitus (bicolor damselfish), 4975 nucleotides. RefSeq names its product HHIP-like protein 1. Gene Ontology annotation, cellular component: membrane. The record is from RefSeq and is a predicted model, not a curated record. The coding region runs from base 646 to 3648 and encodes 1000 amino acids. The transcript has 15 exons. Lineage: Eukaryota; Metazoa; Chordata; Actinopteri; Pomacentridae.